GAGAGCAGAGAGGCAGCACUGCUGGCUACCUCUGACAGUCAGACAGAGAGGAGCAUCUACACAUUCCACUGCUACAGCAGCUAGACUGAUGCUUGCUGGCUGCAGUCCUCUCCCCCACACACCAUACUGACAAACUAUUACUGCAGAAUAGCCGGAGCUGCCUUACUUUUAUACAUACACCAGCUCAGUAGUCUUGGGAUACACCUCCUCCGCACCCUCUUCUCAUUGGCUGACAGUGACGACAGUCCUGACAGGGCAGCCCGACCAUCUCAUCAGCUGUAGUAGUCAGCUGUGGACUGCCCACCGGGAUAGUACUGUGUUUUGCAUCCAUGUGUUGUACAAGUGACUAGCCCUACCGGCUCGUCCAACACCACCCUGGACAACCUGGGUUAUGGUACUGUGAGCUGGCCAGUGCUUGUAGCCUGCUGCUGCAGGACAGUUCGCGCUGUCACCCAGGACAAUUUCCACCAUUCAGGCGGCGUCCACGGCAGGCAAGUCGUCACAGCAGCGACGGCGACGGCAACAACAACGACGAAAGGACACUGCUAAAAGUCUGGCUGCUGCUACAACCGUCAGUAAAAACAUGGCCUGUCUUGUCCAGAAUACGUCGAAUGUGGAUUCCAGUAGCGGGACAAGUUGGUCCCCCCUGUACGGGGGCGGGUCCAAACUUGACAAGGACGCUAUCCAGAUAAUCCAUUGCAUCUAUUGCAAAGAUUGCCGAAUGGAGAAGUUGGCUGCUGAAAGAGCAAAACAAGCUGGGGCGGGGACAUCUACGGACCAAGACCCACCCACACUAUCACCUUCUAGCCCUCACAAUUUGCUGGACGAGAUCUCCCUUCAGCAGACCAUGGAUAAAAACAAAGAAUCAUUGAAGAGAAAGCUUAUGUUAAGGAGGUCGGUCAAUGAACUGGUCGACAGGGGAAUAUAUCCACCUCUGAAAACCCCUCCAGCAUACGCUGAACAGAGGAAGCAGUUGGAAAGGGCAAAGACUGGAGACUUAUUAAAACACAAAAUCCAGUCUCGCCCUGACCGACAGUCGCUUGUUCAACAACACAUUCUAGAAGACACUAAAAUUGACCCAUCGUUGCAUGAGAGACAGAGAUUGCUUAAAAAAGCUCGUCUGACUGAUGGCCUCAACACCAAACUUGCCAAUCGACCAGGGCCAUUGGAACUGGUAGAGGGAAACAUAUUGAAAACAAGCGAUGAGCUUGUGGAAGCCAUUAAAGAUGGAUCUAUUGCCUUCAAUAAGACACGGGAGAAUGAGGAUAUCCUCAUGCAACCUCAACACUUCCUGUUUGAUGAAGAGAGCAUCAGUGAUGGAGCGCCAUCGCCCCCUCAGGAUGACUCCAGCUUCUCGGACAUCAGCAGCCCCAAUUCCAUGCCCCCGCCUCCUCCUGAACUCCCGGUCUCCAUGCAGAAGAGCCCCCCACCACCUCCUAUCAUCACCAAGAUUUCAUCAAGUGUGUUGAGCAGCCACCCAGUUACAUCACCCAAAAAUGGGAAUUCCAGCAGCAAUGGCAACAAUAAAUCAAGACCAAAGAAAUCCAAGCCAAAGACUGCACCUAAAGCUAAAGUUAUCAAAUUCCAUGAAUACAAGGGUCCACCAAACGUUGUUAAGAACCAACAGAGUUCCCAACAGAACAACAACAACGAAACUCCUUACCACGUCAUGCUGCAGCAGCAGCAGCUGUUCCUUCAGUGGCAGCUGGAGUUCCAGCAAAAGAACCUGCCAUUCCUCCUGCCAUCACAGAAGCUGGGUGAAGGGCAGCUCCCUCCUGCAACUGUCGGACUCCAACCCCAAGGCAAUCCCCCAAACAGCAUGGUAGUCACGGCACCAAUGGUCUCUACAGUUCCUAAGACUGAGACAACUCAGUCUGUCAUCCAUGCUCCCACUGUAGUCCAAACACAACAGCCACAGCAGCCACAGAUUAAACAAGAGAUUGUUCAGCAACAAAUCUCCCAACCACCAUCUCCAGUUGUACAGUCCCAUCCUCCUCCAAGUCGACAUUCAAGCAGUAAAUCAGCUGCCAUCAAUGCUGUGGCUGCUUCCCAUCCUAAACUGACAGGAAACCUGGAGGAGUUGAAGGUUGCUGACUUAAAAGCAGAGCUGAAGAAGAGGAACAUGCCUGUGUCUGGCUCUAAGCCACAGCUCAUCGAGAGGUUAAAACCAUACACAGAAGUAGCACCAGUGGCUGCCUCUCCUGCACCUGUUGCAGUAAGCCCAGCCAAUUCACCAAAACCAACUGUUACAAUAUCCCUUCAGAGUCCAACUCCUCAGGAUACAAAUGUGGUUUCUCCACCACCCAUACAGACUGUGAAUGCUAUACUUAGUGUACAGUCAGUAGCAUCUAAUGAAGAAGCUAGUAUUAUCAACUCUCCACCGACCUCACCAUCAUUGAUGGAAAGUGUCCUAACUCCACUCUCUCCUGAUUCAAUGGAAGUGUCUAGUGCUGGUGUGACAUUAAACCAGUUGAAAAGUCAGCACAGCUCUAAUCAUAAUUCGGUACCUAUGUCCGUGGACCACCAGUCACGACCACCGUCAGUGGUGUCAGCAAUGUCCACUGAGGUGGCGAUGGAUGUGGACCAGGUGCCAGGUGAACCCGGUCAGAGUAUUAACACUAUUACCACUCUCAGUCCAGCAGUUCAAAUGCAGAUCCAACAGGCACAGCUGCAGCAACUGCAGAAAACCCAAGUACAGCUGCAACAACUGCAGCAGCUUCAACAGCUGCAGCAGAUACAGCAGGCACAGUGCCCAGCUCAGGCUCAGCAGCAGGUGACUCAAGAGGACAUCCUGAGACAGCAGCAGAAGCACAUCGAGGAGCUGCAGAGGCAGCUUCAGGAGUCCCAGAUCCGACUCCAGCUGCAGCAGCUGCAACAGGUUCAUCUCCAACACCAGAAUCAGCAGCUGUUGCAGCAGUCCGUGGUACAGUCUACUGCUACAACACCAAUGAUGAACACCAUACAGAUCAGUAUAGCUGGCAACAACAAGUCUCCCCAGCUGCAGACAACUGCAGCCAAACCCAUUCAUAUUCCAGCUCAGCUGCUGCAGAAUGCCCAGACCAUCCAGACAACCAGCAAUCAGGCUAUUCCUGCUGUCAUUGUUACCAAUAGUGCAGAGAAGAAGCAUGUUAUUCCGGACUUCCUAAAGACUUCGUUGCAUGAAAGCCUGAACAUGGGCACGAGUAAGCCCAAAGUGUCUGUUGCUACGGCACCUGCCGGUGUUCAACAGCCCUUUGUCUUCACUGCUUCUUCAGUUAAAACCUCUAGUGCUGCUGUCCCUCCUAAUGGUGUUACUCACACAAGCAUUGCUGGCCGCAACUCCUUGCCCAACUCUCCGCUGGAUGGCCAGAAGGUGAUCACCAGGAGUGCAUCCAACCCCUUUUUCUCCCUCCCUAUGAAGGAGCCUCCCAAGUAUGAUGAUGCCAUCAAACAAAUGCAUAAUCAACCACAGACAAAUGCUGUGAUAUCCCAGGCCGAUCGUGGAUCGUCGCCGAACCCACCUGACCCAACAACAGUGUCACACAAGAGUCCUAUGAUGGACGAUGUUCUAGAGAUUCUUAUAAGGCAUGGAGAUCUGCCUCCAAGUGCAGCUACAGAACCCCUGACGACGCCAAAGACCACGGAGGCCAUGACACUGCCCAGUGUAACAGCAUCUCCGUCUGUGUCUCUCCCAGUCAACUCAGCACAGAGCUGUGGUGGCUUGAUGUUCUCUAAAGCAGAUGUCAUCAUGUCAAACACUGCCACAAACACUGUGACUGUCAACUCCUUGGGAUCUGCCCAUGAUGUGCCGAUUUGCGUGGUAAAGAACAUUAAGAAAGAAGUGCCCGAUUUCGUUGCCCCGGUAGUUGUGAGUUCCCCUCUGCCACCCUGCCCAGCAGACACCAACACAGAACUGCUUGAUCUCACAGAAAUGUUGUCUGCUGGCGAAUUAGGGGGAAUGGAUUGGACAAGUGACCAUAAUUUCUCUGGUCUGGAUUUGACAGACCCGACGCCAGUCUCUCUGGACACAAGGUUGACCAACAGUGACACCGGUCUCCUCAGUGUGCCUACUAGUUGUGCUCAAAAAUCAGGCAGCACUCACGGAUCUGAGCCCGACUUGGCAUCCCUUGGACUGAAUGACACUGAUGCCAACAGCAACAUGCAGAUAGACGUGUCUGAUUGGCUGGAUGUUAUUGUCCCGAGCACUGGGCUGACCCCACUCAGCACUAAUGCCCCAGUAUCAUUCUCAUCCGACCCCAUCCUAACUCCCAAGACACAACAAGAAGUGUUAGACCUGUUUAACUUUGACGAAGCAGACUUCAGCACUCCUACAGAUUCUCACUGUGGUUUGAACUGGGAGAAACUGGCCGAACCAAGCUCAAGUUAGUGGUCGUGUGUGAUGUAAUGCUGCUGCUGCUGCUGAUGUUAACGCUGAUGCCAGCCCGAGGGCUGCUGUGACCAGAUUAUGCCGAUUACUUCUAUUGGACCAAGUGCCUCCUCAGCACCUAGGUGGACUGACAGCCUGACAAGCUAGAGCCAGUGCACCUCCAGUGUAGGAUGUGUCUAGAUCUAGACUGCCCAGUGACUAGGAACUGCCAAAAGAUUAUGCUUGUGAUAUCGGCUCUCACUGUGUGUUGUAGGGCUGCGACAGCUGAUAGUCUUCACACUCUUGUACCACAUGUAUUACAAAUCUACUUCCUAACAGGUUUUAAAUAUGCCUCUUAUGGUUGCCUAUAGUUUACUAAAACACAGUGUGUCCCCUAUGUAUUUCUUGACUUUAUGGCAGUUUGGUUCACUGUUUAUUGGGUCCAUCAAAACGGAAUGUUGUUAUUUUUUGGUAUUUUGCAUAUAUCUGUGCUGUAGACACGUUCGUUCAUUGUGAGCAGUGGUCGUCACUGAACAUGUUCUGUUCUCAUCAGUCAGUCAUCUGCCUCUGUAACUAAGCAUUCCAUUCGUACUUCACUCUCCCUCUGUGUGAGCUGUGCAUGCACAAAGUAGAAGUUAGAGCUUGACAAUGAUGAUGUGUUAUCAACCUUGCGGGGACCAUGUAGGACGAAUCACACUAAGCUUUAUGGGCACUGACAGGAGGGCCUCGAAAUGGCAGCAACACUGGUUCAGACUUCAUCAAGAGUGGUUCUGCCAUCACUUCAUUUAAAGCAUUAUUCAAAUCCAAUUGCAGCUGUUAAUAAUAGCGAAAACAUGAAUUAUGAAGCAUCUGCUUCUCUUAGUUUCUUGUAACUUAUCAUAUCAUGUAGAGAUCAUUGAGUCAAGGACUCCAGAGCAAGCAUUUCAUCUGUGUGGUUCUAAUACGCAUCAGAAUUGACAGCAAUAGUACCAAGUGGCUGGUAUAAGUCAAUUGAUUGUUUGUAUUGCAUACAAGCCAUAUUGUCACAGCAUUAAUACCUUCCAAGAUGCUGGUCUGUAGAUAAAUCCCGAGUUUGUCCACACUAUCAAGUACCAUAUUGAUAAUCCAACCUUCCACUAGGUUAAAAACUUUAAAAACCUGUUAAGAAUAAUCUUAAUCAUAGAAAAUCCUUAAGGUUCUUAGGAAAGACCAUUAUCUGAUGAAUAUGGUCACAAUUCUCUUUCCCUUUCCCCCUAUACAUUCCUCAAAUGGACUCUUCUACCACUGUUAAUGAGAUGCCUUUAAGGGGAGUAAGGGGUGUUACCAGUACUACUCUAGCCAUCAUCGGUGCAAUUCUAACAUUCCCCAACUAGCUUUGUCACUAGCUGCAGCAUCUUCUACUUUGUGCAUAGUCUCUCAUAGCAUCCAUUUUCACGUAAGUUGAAGAAUCUACACGACUAUAUAAAUUUGUUAUGCAUAUCAUCACCAUGCCCUGUAAGCUCUACAUAAAGUCAGAUCACGUUCACAACUCAUUGGCAUCUAAAUAUGUUCUCAUCGUGACCAGUCAGUGCUCAAGACUAUCAGUUCCAUGUAAAUUAACUCUUUCUGGUCUUAUAUUCUUUAUCAGUAUUCUCCAUCUUUUUGGCUUUGGCCUAAAAUGUAAUACUGGUACAAAUAUAUACUAUAUCCAAUCAUAUCAAUUAAUUAUCUAUGUAUGUGGCAUAACAUCAGGCCAUGUAUAGUGACCUGAAAUAAUCGAUGAUAUAUACAAGUUUAUACAUCCGAAAUAUUGUUUGGUGAUUGUUCUCAGAAAGUCAAGUUUUUGUUUAUGAAUUAUGAAAUUUCAUCCUUUUGGGGAGAAAAAGAACAUGUUUUAUAAUAAUUGAUAUUACUUUUGGGUAUGACUGUCACAAUUCGUCUCAUUCCUUGUUGCUGUGAUAAACAAAUGUUAAGUUGUUACCAUCAUCGUCAAGGCAUGAAUAGCCUCUACUGUGUAGUACAGGUCCUACCAUGUCAUACCUUGUCAUACCUUGUCAUACAAUGUCAUACCAUGUCAUACAGGCCAUAUGAUGUUAUGCCAUGAAGACCAUGUUGUCUAGGUAAUAUAUGCUACUCAAAAGAAGUUAAAGAACAUCCCACUUAUUGAUAUGACUAUAGUUAAUCUGUCAUGGCUGUGGGUAUUGCAAAACACACAGCCUUCUAAUGUGUGUGUUCUUUAACUUGUUUGGAGUAGUAUACAAUGAUAUUGCCAUGUUCACAGAUGUUACUAUGUUUAACAGGUUCAUACAAUGUACUACAUAUGCAUACAGUGUACUACAGGUUACCUAGUGCUCAGAAGGCUCCGUACAUAUAUGGAAAUUGUUGUAGUGUGCAACAGAAUGUAUGAACUGUACUUAAGCAGUGACCCAACCUAUUGAUAUCAAUCGGACCUUCACAUGUUUUGGUAUUAAUGUGGUAACCAUUGUUAUGUGCAGUGAUCAGACAUGGGUUGAGUGCUAUAUAUGUGUCAGUGUUUCUCUAUCAUUGGUGACAAUGGCUACCUAUCAUGGACCCUUGCCAUUCAUGCCAGACGAUAGCUUGUGGACAUCUGUGACCGUGAAUAGUUUUUGUCAGUGUUGGGUGAAAACUCUUGAACUAAUACUGUUCAAACAGGAACAAAACUGUUGGCUAAAUGUAGAAGUACUUACUAGUGUCACUCUGUAAACCAGCAAGCCAACCUGUUUAGUGAGUGCUAGUAAACGGUGCAUGUUUAUUGAAACUAUGGGAACUACAGACCAUCUUACCCACAACCUUGACCUUGAGGAUCACAAGGGAGAUAACUCAAGACUGGAGGUAUUCAAGCACCAUUGUGAAAUAGUUCUGUGAUAUAAGCUUUUGGUGAAGAGUUGUUACGUAACGCGAUGGGUCAGUAAGUUAACAGUGAAUGAUCUGUUGUGUAGCAGUCACUAGUUGUUGUCUGAGGUGCCUCCAGAUGACUUGGGAAACCCCAGUGAAAACCAGGAACUGCAGACCUACGCCCGGCGGGACAAGUCCGGGUAAAACAUGUCCUGAUGUGAUUCAAUAUGCAGAAGUCCUCCUCAUUUAGCUGUAUGUGUCAAAUGAGUUGGUUUUGUAUGGUGUAUUUUUUCAUUGUAAUUAUUUAUUGUGAUUGAUGAGUAUAUUCAGUUGUAUAAACCUUUAUUAAUUGAUAACUUUUGCAUGACUUCUUGAGCGAGAUAUGUCUGUACAUUAUGUGUGUGGUUUGAGCUGAGUUUGGUUGUACCCAUGACAUACUAAAACCUUCAUUCUUCAUUCAACAUUGUUGUGUCUGUCUGUCUGUAGUAGGCCUGUCUAGUAUAGUCUUAGUUGCUGAAAGCCGUCCACUAUCGUCGCUGAUAAGCAAAACAUCGACCAAACGUUUCAUUAAGAUUAUCUCUAGCUCACUUCACAAAGUGCAUUUUCAUUAUUUGUGAUAAAGUCAGACAGCCAUCGAAAAUGGUUUAAGAUUGUUCCAUGCUGUUGCUGAUCUUUCGGUCUCAUCCCUGUCAUAACCGUGGUCUGCAAGACUGACCUCUUGGCAUUGUACCAUCAUACAGUGAUCUAAGACCACUGACCUAUGGCAUCAUACCAGUCAUACCAGUGACCCUGCUUGACCGUCAAAUGGUGUGGGGCAGUAGCAUAAUGUUAGGCCAGGCUUACAAGUCUUUCAUUGUCAGGGGAAAGUUUCCCACACGGAAAUCUACUUAAUUAAUGUGUCCAUGAAUAUUGUUUGAGUAGCAGUUUGACACAUCAUUCACUCGUAUUUCCACAUAGAGAAUAACUGCAAUAGUGUCAUGUUAUAAAUACCUGAUAUGAUUGAUCUGCAAAAUGUUCCUUUGUAUUUUCUCUACAUGUAUUUCCUUAAGAGCCUGUUUAAGAAAUUAGAUGAAAGUCACUGAAAGGAUUAUAGACGGAUUAUUUCGCUUGCAUUCUACACUUACAAAGUACAUUUCCUGUGUGACAGCACCCUCGAUUAUCAAGCGUAUUAUGUCUCCUUUAUAUAACCAUGCAUACCCUAGACCCAUGAUGUUACAAAUACGACAAUCAAAUGACACGAGUGAGAGAGCUUCUGUGCCAGGUUAAUGCUGGGAGAUAUUGUGAUGUUGCUUCCAAAGCCAAGCUUUUAUGGUGAAGGGGUCUAGGUAUUGGUUCUAAUAGAAUGGAGACAUACUACGCUGGAUAACCUAGGAUGGUGACAGUCCAAUCUUUAUUUCCUCCUCACCCAAACUUCCAUAAUAGAGAUUAUGUCAACGCUGUUUGCAUAUUAGUUCCUUGUUCAUACUGAUAAUGUGAUUUUCAGUUGUUCAUCUUUACUUACAAACCAUUGUCGUGUUCACCUAGAAUCUCAUUUCUUCCAUUCUGUCUACCUCUUGAAACUGUCUCCUUCAAGAUUAACUCACAAUUAACAAUUGGUUCUAAUUUCGAAACUGAUUUGAAUAGGGUACACCUUUCCACUUUCACAACUAUCUCAAAUAGCUGAAGGUCAGUUAACAUUGGUAAGUUUAACAUUGCGUAUUUCCAAAAUCUUCUUUUCUAUCAAGGAGCAUUAAAGUCAUUCUCUCUUCAUUUACUUCACGUUGUUCAAGAUGGUUGAUCGAGGGUAUUUCCCUGCACCUGACUCAGUCAAUACUGUGUAUGCAUACUGUUAUCACACCCUAACUCAUGUGAUAUAGGUAUAUCCACAUGACAUAUUCCAUCUGAUGUCACCUGACAGCAGAGACAAACAGCUAGCCUGUCCUUCUCGAAGGUAGAAUACUUCAGAAAUACAGUUUCAGUAUAAACCAUUACUCAUUCCAUCGAGGUGAGGUGACCUUGCUCCCGUCCUGACCUUCUUGUAGUGCCCACUAGGUUUAUGUUGUUUUACAUUCCACAAAACAUCGUCAAAUAUGGAAUAUUUUCCUAAGUUAUCAAUAUUCUCACCCAAGAAUAACCAACAGAAUCAAUUAAUAUAUUAACAUUGUAGUGUGUAUUAGAAGUUAUAAACAUCUGUAUAAUUCUGACAUUAUUUAUCAAUGGUUUAUAGGUCCUUCAUGCCUGUUUCCCCUUUGCCCUCACAGCACAGUUUGUAUGUGAGUGUAUAUGUAUAUAUAUAUUGCCACCUUGGACAUGACAAGGAGAGGCAAUUGUUCUCAUGCUCCAACAUCUAACAAUGUGAUGGAAAACAUACAUGUUUGAACAGGGCUGUAUCAGAAAGCACUCAGAGCUCUGCGACUGUCAAUGUUAUGGUCGUAGAGCUAGGAUUGCUUUGUGAACAGGGCCUCGAGAUGCAUGACAAUGCAACAUGGAGCUGAGAUUCACAAACUUUGAUUUAUGAGCACCAUGUUAGCUUUGUGAAUGUUCGGGACAAGAUUAUGUGAGCAAAACUGCAUGAAAUUAAUAAUUCACUUUUCUUUUUUGUAAAGUUGUCAACUGAUCUAUUCGGCAUUUUGGUGUUUGCUGUUGAGAAGUUGUUUAUUUUAGAUAUUUAGACCAAGGUUCUCAUCACUUUUAUAAAAUGUGUGAAAUUUAGACAUUUGAGUAUCUCCGAACAGUUGUCAUGUCUUUGUUAACCUGUAAGUGUUAGUGCUAUUUAUCCUGCAUGACUUAGCCAGUGCUUUUGUUCCUAUGUGGUUGUGUGUUGACGUCACUGUCAAUACCUUGCGCUCACAGUUGGAUUCCAUACAAUCAAAACUCUCUUUAUGAUAUGGUGCUAUUAUCCAACCUUUUCCUCUAACUCUUGUAGCAAUGGGUAUGUGUUUCAUUGUACAAAGUAGCUUAUUCACUGUACAGUACAGCAUCAUAGUGUCACAUUGUGAUCAUUCAGUAAUACAACAUUGCAUCACCUUGUGAUCAUACUGCUUACAGCUUAUACCAGUGAAUAUGUGAUAAUACAAAACUAGCCUUAUUUGCACUUUAUACAGAAAAAUCCAAACGUGAUAAAUAAAUCUGAUAACAUUUCCCUCAUAAUCAAAGAAUCAAUAGUUGGUAGUUUCUUUCAAGUGGAAAACAAAUAUUUUGAAUGAGAGAAGAUAAUUAUUGGUGUUGUGGAUGAGUGAAAUUAAGUGGGAUUAACUGAAAAAAAAAUGGAUCUUGUGCAUUGUUUUGUACAUUUAAGGCCCAGGGUUGAUUGAAUGUUACAUAUUCCUCCCUGUUCAUAUGGCUCAGGUCUACAACACCAGUAUUAUUAACCCUACAUUUUGUAGACUAGUUAGGUAAGGGUUAACCAGGCUGUAGUGCUGCACACUGUUGUCACUUGUUAAUUGACCUGCACUUUAUAUAUACAGCCUCUUCCAGUCCCGCCUUUCCUAUGCCAACUCAUCAUUGUUGAAUUUUAAAGUUUGGUUUUACGAUACUCACUUGUUAUUGUAUCUAGGAGGAUAAAAAUAUUUUGUGAACUAAAUUAGAUAUUUUUGAUUGUUGAAAAUGAGUGUUUUAGUGAUGCACUUUUUUUGCAAUUUGGUCAAUUUUGUAUCACCGAAAUAUUUGAUGGGUCUUGUUUGUGACACUGUUUCUUGAUGAGAUGUUAAGAGUGUGCUACUGUUAAGUCGCUGGUGUUUCAAUCAAGGCCAUCCCUAGUCAGUCUGAAGGUCUGACAACUUUAUUGCUAUUUAAACUUUGGAAGAAGCCAGGCUAACUCUUUUGUUUCAUUUAAUGGAUGUUCAAGACAAAAUAAUGCUGUGAUGUAAUGGGAAUACUGUGAAAACUGGUGUUUUUCACUUACUUAUUCAAGACAAAAUAAAUUUGAGACAAGCAAAUGUGGUCAGAAUUAUUUGGAAGCCAAAUAUGAAAAAGAAAAUUGUGACAUUUUUAAUCUCAGAAUCUGCCAUUGUAAGCUUCUAGUUUAUUUUCCUAUGAAACAAAAGCUGUUGAUGAGAUUUGGAAAACUAAAAUUCUUAACUCCAUAAAAUGAGGGGUAGGGAGUUGGUCUGGCCGAAUCUUAUAAUAUUGUAAGUCAGUAGCUGUGGACCAUAUGUUUAAUUUAGCUAAUGAUCCUUGACAAAUGUAUCUGAAUGAAAUCUUUAGAUUAGUUGUUAGAUUUUUAGGUGUUAGUUGUGAUAUCAAGUGGGAAAAACAUAUUUCACUAUAUUUGAAUAUAUGUGUUACUAUCCAUAGUGAAAUUAGACAGGAAAGAAAAUGUGGCAAUAUUCUGAAGAUGACUGGAAGAGCAUUUACUUCGUAGAUGAAACUUGUAACACUUCAUUCUUUCAAAUAUUGCAGUAUAUUCAUAAAACUAUAAGCAAUUCACCAUUGUAUUUCAUGAAACAAACACUUAACUAGUUCACAGACAUUCAACAUAAUAUCAACCCGAUUCAAUAUCAUAGUUCAUUCAUUAUCAACUCAUACAAAGAACUAAGAAUCUUAAAUCUAUUUUGUGUAUUUUGAUACUGUUAAGCCCUUGGGAUUAGUAUUAGCUAUUUGAAGAGCACCUGUAGCUGCUGUGUACUGCUGUUCAUCACCACACUGGCUGUGUCUGUCUGUCUGUCUGUCUGUCUGUCUGUCUGCAGUUGUCAUCUUCAGCAGAUUGGGCAACAGCCAGCACAUGCCUUUCCUCAGACUGUUUGUGUGACUUGUACAUAUGUUAACAGUGCAGUUGGCUUUGUAUAUGCAUCCAGAUGUGAACACUAUCUAGACCUUAUGAAAUAAAUGCUUGGUAUGAA
Messenger RNA from Haliotis rufescens (red abalone), 11979 nucleotides. Its product is annotated as myocardin-related transcription factor B-like. Bases 584 to 4366 code for a protein of 1260 amino acids. NCBI's taxonomy places the organism in Eukaryota, Metazoa, Mollusca, Gastropoda, Lepetellida, Haliotidae. The transcript is spliced from 10 exons. The record is from RefSeq and is a predicted model, not a curated record.